CCGCCACUCCAUGUCCCCCACGAAAACGAAUUUUGCCCUCGUGCUGCAGGUGGUCAAUUGGGGGGCCCGAUUAUUAUGUCACGCACGCCCCGAGGGGUGUCCCCCCUAGUAUUGAUCUCAAAUCUGCGGAACAAGCAGAUCGGGCCCCUUCAGGUGAUUGGCCAUCUCGGAGACACAACAUUGACGGCAGCCAUGACUUUGUUUCCGGAUCUCGGGACAUGGCUUCUUCGUUCAGUUGGGGGCUCCGACUUGGCCAAUAGCCCUCUGCUCGCUGUCGAAAGGCUGAGCUCACAACCCCGACCGAUCCAGGAUGGCGACAAGGAUACACUGGUCGGCGCCAUCCUCGCCAUGGGCUCCAGCCUUCACCACGCCCUCCAUAUGCUGCUUGAAGUCUUGCCAGAAGACUCGUCUCGGGAGCGGCUGAGCGAGGUCUUGUGCCCGACCCUGGGCCAUCUCCUAGCCUCAUUACAAAACACCUUGUCAUCUCUGGAGCAAAGGCCGACUGUUCCUGCAGCUGGUGCUUCAUCACCGAUAUCAACCAAGAAGUCACAUAGCCCCGUCUCCAACGGUAAAGGGAGCCAACCUUCUCCUGAACGGCUGCAGACGGUUGCUGCGGGGGUAAGAAGGGAUGAAGCGGAAGCAACGCCACCUCGCUCCUCCCACUCUGAUUCCGCUAUACGCACACCAACGGCGAAAGCACUGCAAAACGGGAACCGCAUCGAGAGAUUCCCACUAGAGAGUGGAACUGCAACGCAUCAUCCGCGGACUUGUGUCGCCGAGUCUCCGGAUAUGGCGCUGGUUGGCGCUCUGCGGGCUGAGAUGCGGGUUCAAGCCGCCCUUCGCGUUGCCGUAGACUCUCUGGAAUUCGCUGAAGACCAGUUAAAGCUGGUCAAGGAAGUUAAUCAGUUACACGGUGGCAGCUUUGAUAUUCUCCAAAGACAGUUCUACAACGGUUACAACCGCCUGCUAUUCCGCGCUCUCGAGCUAGAGAGGAGAGAGUUUGGCUUGUCAGAUAGAAACAGCCUGAACUCGCUGGCAUAUGCACAGAAACCACAAGGACAUCAGCACGCGGAUCCGCCCCGAAAACCUGAAAGUCCUGUCGGUCUGAAACAGAGCCAGACCAUCUCCUUCGAGGACAAUAUGCCCACUCCAAAGGCUUCUCCAAGACUUGCUUUGGAGCGAACGACAAACGCUGGACGGCGACCCCUUGCAAGGAGAAAUACAAUUCUAGGAAUCAAACAAGAAGGCACCAGAGCAUCGCAGACAAGGGCACCACUCAAGCGUCGGCUGUCACUCGCUGAGGAGUUGGCCAUGGUCCAUGAGGACACGGAAGACUCGGAGAGUGGUCCCCAGGAGUCAUCCGAGGCCGAGGGUCCCAGUUCAGAGAGCGGGGAUUCCCAUUUAGAGUCUGAGGAUGAGUCGCGAAACGCAAUGGCCCGGGGUGACGAGAGUGAGGAAUACAGCACCACUGAAGAGAGUACAGGAGAAUUGAGUGACAGCGACGGUGGGGGGGAGAGUGAGGACGGCGGGGAUGGAGAUAAGACGAUCGAUGCUCUCGAGUCUUGGACUUUCCGGGCAGAACAGUGAUGCUUAUGAAGUGGUGUCACGUCCUACUGCCUGAGGUCGCCGGCUUUGGCUGGCGCAUGACUCAAGUCGCAUGAGCAGAUUAGCACAGCACACUGCACGGAGGCAAACCCGACUUACUGGGAUACCGUAGAAGAUACAUGCGCAGACGCGUGUGACAAGGCUGGAGUACAUAAGAUAUCUUGGCAACCCUCAAGCAGAGCCCGGGUCUCAAGCUUGAAGGUUAUAUAUGGAAGACCCGAGCAACUAUACCUAACGUUAAUGUCCGCGCUGGACUUACUGGCUUCUUUUUCGUGAAGCCGAUGCAGCGGACGGGCCAACGCAUGGAUUUGCAUGUGGUGUAUCACGUACUCAGCACGCAAUCUUGCGCCGCUUACACGCGAGGGGCAGGAUGCUAGGCCCCAGUUAAAUGCGAUACAGAUUCCCGA
This is a messenger RNA of Canariomyces notabilis, 2012 nucleotides long. RefSeq lists its product as uncharacterized. Lineage: Eukaryota; Fungi; Ascomycota; Sordariomycetes; Sordariales; Chaetomiaceae. The coding region runs from base 193 to 1587 and encodes 464 amino acids. The transcript is spliced from 3 exons. The record is from RefSeq and is a predicted model, not a curated record.